AUGGAUGUGCAAAGUUACAUUACGGAGACCGAAAGUUUUCUAACGAAAUUAGAUCCCAUUAAACUGACGUACAUCAAUCCUAAGGGUAUCUUCAUCGAUAAGUUGUCGUUCGACUACCAUUCCGAUUCCUACUUUUGCUCCCUGGCUGCAUCCUACGUCGCUACGUUCAAGUGUGGAAUUUCCGAGGAUCAUCUUACGAAUACGUAG
Messenger RNA from Paramuricea clavata, 207 nucleotides. The record is from the annotation of a GenBank genome assembly. Lineage: Eukaryota; Metazoa; Cnidaria; Anthozoa; Malacalcyonacea; Plexauridae.